Messenger RNA from Fraxinus pennsylvanica, 357 nucleotides. NCBI's taxonomy places the organism in Eukaryota, Viridiplantae, Streptophyta, Magnoliopsida, Lamiales, Oleaceae. The record is from the annotation of a GenBank genome assembly.
AUGCCGGAAGAAGACUUGGUGGAGCUAAAAUUCAGAUUGUAUGAUGGAUCAGAUAUUGGUCCCCUUCGGUAUUCGCCGGCCGCCACUGUCGCCAUGCUCAAGGAGAGAGUUGUCACCGAGUGGCCCAAAGAUAAGAAAAUUGCACCAAAGUCUGCAAAUGAUGUGAAAUUGAUUUGUGCUGGGAAAAUAUUGGAAAAUAGUAAGACUGUUGGCCAAUGCAAUAUGCCUUUUGGGGAGCUAGCUAAAGGUGUUAUCACUAUGCAUGCUGUUGUACAACCAUCCUUGGCUAAAGCAAAAGCAGAAAAGAAGGUUGAUGAAUUGCCGAAGAAAAGCAUUUGUUCAUGUGCGAUAUUGUGA